Messenger RNA from Onychomys torridus (southern grasshopper mouse), 1637 nucleotides. RefSeq names its product tubulin alpha 8 (gene Tuba8). NCBI's taxonomy places the organism in Eukaryota, Metazoa, Chordata, Mammalia, Rodentia, Cricetidae. The record is from RefSeq and is a predicted model, not a curated record. Gene Ontology annotation, biological process: mitotic cell cycle; microtubule cytoskeleton organization. The transcript is spliced from 5 exons. Gene Ontology annotation, cellular component: cytoplasm; microtubule. The coding region runs from base 269 to 1618 and encodes 449 amino acids. Gene Ontology annotation, molecular function: GTP binding; structural constituent of cytoskeleton.
UAGGCGAGGGAGCUCGGCGGCGGCUCCUGGCGUGGGAAGCAGUGGAGCUGGAUCAGGGAGCCGCCAGCAGGAGGGGAAAUGCCAUUGUGACCUCCCAGAUCCCUCCCCUCCGCGGGCACUGUGAUGCUGCAGGACAACUGCUGGCCCAGCAUGUCUGUCUCGGGCCCCCUCCCUCGCAGUAUGUCACAACCGCGGAGGCGGCCGUAUCUGGAGCAGUUGGGGUGGGCAGGCCCAGCUGGGAGGCGAGCAGGCGAGGAGAGCGGCCACGAUGCGCGAAUGCAUAUCAGUCCACGUGGGUCAAGCUGGAGUUCAGAUUGGCAACGCCUGCUGGGAACUCUUCUGCUUAGAACAUGGCAUCCAGGCAGAUGGAACCUUUGGCACUCAGGCCAGCAAGGUCAACGAUGACGACUCCUUCACCACCUUUUUCAGUGAGACUGGCAAUGGGAAGCAUGUGCCCCGGGCGGUCAUGGUCGACCUGGAACCUACUGUAGUAGAUGAGGUGCGGGCAGGAACCUACCGCCAUCUCUUCCAUCCUGAGCAGCUGAUCACGGGGAAGGAGGAUGCUGCUAACAAUUACGCCCGCGGGCACUAUACAGUAGGCAAGGAGAGUAUCGACCUGGUGCUGGACCGCAUCCGUAAGCUGACAGAUGCCUGUUCUGGCUUGCAAGGCUUCCUCAUCUUCCACAGCUUUGGAGGAGGCACAGGCUCUGGCUUUACUUCUCUGCUGAUGGAACGCCUUUCCCUUGACUAUGGCAAGAAGUCCAAGCUAGAAUUUGCCAUCUACCCGGCACCACAGGUCUCCACAGCAGUGGUGGAGCCCUACAACUCCAUCCUGACGACCCACACCACCCUGGAACACUCAGACUGUGCUUUCAUGGUGGAUAACGAAGCUAUCUAUGACAUCUGCCGCAGGAACCUGGACAUUGAGCGCCCCACCUAUACCAACCUCAACCGCCUCAUCAGCCAGAUUGUGUCCUCAAUCACUGCCUCUCUCCGCUUUGAUGGAGCCCUCAAUGUGGACCUCACGGAGUUCCAAACCAACUUGGUACCCUAUCCCCGAAUCCACUUCCCACUGGUCACUUAUGCACCCAUCAUUUCUGCUGAGAAAGCCUACCAUGAGCAGCUGUCUGUGGCAGAGAUAACCAGCUCCUGCUUUGAGCCCAACAGCCAGAUGGUGAAGUGUGACCCACGUCAUGGCAAAUAUAUGGCUUGCUGCAUGCUCUAUCGUGGUGAUGUGGUACCCAAGGAUGUGAAUGUUGCCAUUGCUGCCAUCAAGACCAAGAGAACCAUCCAGUUUGUUGACUGGUGUCCCACAGGCUUCAAGGUGGGCAUCAACUACCAGCCACCCACUGUUGUGCCAGGAGGGGACUUGGCUAAAGUCCAGCGAGCCGUGUGCAUGCUGAGCAACACCACAGCAAUUGCAGAGGCCUGGGCCCGCCUGGACCAUAAGUUUGAUCUCAUGUACGCCAAGCGGGCCUUUGUACAUUGGUAUGUUGGAGAGGGAAUGGAGGAAGGAGAAUUUUCCGAGGCCAGGGAGGACCUGGCUGCCCUGGAGAAGGAUUAUGAAGAAGUGGGGACUGAUUCAUUUGAAGAGGAAAAUGAGGGGGAGGAAUUUUAAAUAUACACCUGCCCCAUGA